UGCAGUUCUUGCUCAGAUCAUCAGCAGGCCAAGUAAUUAUUUCAGCCAAUUCAGACUUUCUAAACCAGGGCCCACCGGUGUUCCUGGAAGCUAAGCUGAGCUAAGCUAAGCUGAAUCAGUUGAAAUAUUCACAGUCGUUAGUAGACCAGCGGCAAGGGAUCGUUGCGUUGAGCUAGUGCCUGCAAGUAGCAGUUUCCACAGUCCAAUGUGCUAAGGGUAGCAGAGCCAGCUAGCAAGAUUCGACAAGCAAUCCAUUCCGAGUGCACUUCUGAUAGAUAUAUUCGGUCAGAGCAUAGUUGCGAGUUAUCUGCUGAGCGACGCACUAAGCUGACAGUGUCUAGUAACUGAUCAUUGACUUUGGCGAUAUAGCCUAGCCUAAUAGCCAUCAUGUCUCAAUCCGGAGCAGCCCUUCAAGAAUACAACAAUGAACUUGUGAAAUUAUGAAUUUCCUUGCCUGGCCUGUUCAUACAGGUAUUGAGGACCUUUGCACCAAGCGUGAUGAGUUGCAUCGACAAAUCUUGAUAGAAGAGGAAGAGAAAGCAAAGAUUCAACAUGACAUUCGCAUCCUGACAGAACGUUUGGCAAAGGUGAAUGAAAGCCUGGCAAAGAAGAUGGCAGCAAGGAAUGACUACGAUCGCACUGUGAGCGAGACGGAAACAGCAUACAUGAAGAUAUUGGAGAGUUCACAGAGCUUGCUUAAAGUUCUCAAGAAAGAAACAAGUGGAUUGAAGCAGAAGACAUGAUUGCAAAUAUCAGCACUGUAAGAAGCUGAGUGCUUAGGACUAGUGACUGAAAAGGAAAUGACCUUAUAGCACACCAGGCUUUUCUUAGAUACUGUGACUUUCGAAGGAGACAAGAAGGAAACUAUUUUGAUCGUAAAGGACACACCAACAGCAAGAACCCUGGCACUAUUCAAUCAAUUUCACACAUUCAGGAACGCCUUUCUGUGACAAUGUCAUGGAUCUUGUUGAUGCGCCUUUUGCCUUUUCUACAAACGGAUAUUUUUUCAUUCCAGCAUGAUCUGCUAGAAUGACUUUGAACACGUUCCUGCAACUGUGUCUAUUCUUCCACUUGUAAUUGUGUCUAUUAUAGAGAAAAUUUCAAACACUUGAGUUGAAUUGACUCAUCACAAUAUACCGGAAUGAGUAAAUUGGCUUCGGUCUACUGUGUUUCCGUCUUACGUGGCUGGUUCUAUUCACGGCUUGAUCCUUACUUGCUCAUUGCUUACAACAUCUACAUUUCACUGUGUACAGUUGUGAAGAUGUGCUGGGUUACGAUGGGCCAACGCUAGUGCACUUCCAAUUUACAUGUCCAGGCUACUUUAGAGCGGAUGAUCACUGGACAUUGUCAUACGUUGUAGAGCCUCUUUGUUGUCUAUUCAGCCAACCAGUAUGGAAUGUAGUAGCUGUUGUACUUUCUGACUGUAUAUAGUAUCUAGUUACAGUGGUGGAUAGUUACUCUUAACUCGUAUCCAUAAUUAUGUUCCGUUCCUUUCUCUAUUAAAUUAUUGGCUCGACAACCGAGUUUUAUA
Messenger RNA from Sycon ciliatum, 1531 nucleotides. Its product is annotated as microtubule nucleation factor SSNA1-like. Gene Ontology annotation, cellular component: ciliary basal body; centrosome. The record is from RefSeq and is a predicted model, not a curated record. Bases 441 to 743 code for a protein of 100 amino acids. The transcript has 3 exons. NCBI's taxonomy places the organism in Eukaryota, Metazoa, Porifera, Calcarea, Leucosolenida, Sycettidae.